Molecule: messenger RNA, 2187 nt
Organism: Perkinsus marinus ATCC 50983
Lineage: Eukaryota; Perkinsozoa; Perkinsida; Perkinsidae
Product: 5'->3' exoribonuclease, putative
Exons: 18
Coding region: 1-2187 (728 amino acids)
Biological process (GO): nuclear-transcribed mRNA catabolic process; rRNA catabolic process
Cellular component (GO): nucleus
Molecular function (GO): 5'-3' RNA exonuclease activity; RNA binding
Source: RefSeq, a predicted model, not a curated record
AUGGGAGUGCCUCGUUUCUACCGUUGGCUCUCUGAACGUUAUCCUCUUAUUAAUGAGGUCAUCGAGCCAGAGCAAAUACCAGAGUUUGACUGCUUAUACCUCGAUAUGAAUGGUAUCAUACACCAUUGUUCACAUGGUGACACGCCAGAUGUAGCAAAACCUGAAGAUGAAGUGUGGAUGGAUAUUUUCAAGUACAUUAGUGAUCUGUUCACACACAUAAAGCCUAAGAAACUGCUCUAUAUGGCUGUCGACGGUGUGGCACCGAGGGCUAAGAUGAAUCAACAACGAUCUCGUCGUUUUCGUACCGCGCUGGAUGCAGUAGAAGCUACUGAAAGAGCUGUUAAAAACGGCGAUCAUCCGAAGUCUAUAGAUACGUUCUUCGACAGCAAUUCAAUCACCCCCGGUACAGCCUUCAUGGAAAGGCUCACUGUACAGCUCAGAUUUUUCGCUCAGAAGAUGAUCAGUGAGAACCCUCUAUGGCAGGGAGUAGAAGUGGUCGUCUCUGGCCCUAAUGUACCUGGCGAGGGUGAACAUAAGAUAAUGGAUUACAUUAGAGCAACGAAGUCCCAGCCAGACUACGAUCCUAAUACACGGCACUGUGUGUACGGUCUGGAUGCCGACCUGAUCAUGCUCAGUCUGGCGACACAUGAGCCUUAUGUGGCGUUAUUGCGGGAGGAAGUGAUCUUUGGCCCGGAGAAAACGGACGCUCGAGCGUUGGUCAGACCCGAUCGACUGCAACUACUGCAUAUCUAUGUUUUGAGAGAGUAUCUCGCACUGGAGUUCGGCGAGGAAGAUCUCGAGCGAGUCAUUGAUGAUUUCGUUCUCUUCUGUAUGUUGGUUGGCAACGACUUCCUGCCACAUCUACCCUAUACUGGCGUCGGGGACGGCGGCCUUGAGCGCCUUUUCGGUGCAUAUAAAGAGUACCGCGAGAAGCAGAUAUCUAGUGCUGAUCCAUGGCUGGUCGAGCAUGGGGGUGGUAUCAACUGGGCUAACUUCCUACAGUACCUCACUGUCUACAGCUCUAGCGAAGAGAAAUUCUUAGCGGAUGAGGUGUCCAAAGGUCAUUGGCAAAUCGGAAGUGAGCGAGAGAGAAUAUUAUUUUCUCCAUACCACACCUUUUUCAAUUCAGAGCGCCGUCGUUGUGGAGGUAACGGACGUGGAGGCUCGCAUAUGAGCUAUGAGUAUCAACUUAAGACUGGUUUCGGAUACCCCAAAUCUCCAGAGGAAGCACGGCUUCAGUUCUAUAAAGUGAAGGGUGAAUGUGAUGAUAAGGCGGAGGUAGAUGAACUGGUCAGAGACUAUUUGGAAGGCUUGCAGUGGUCAUAUUCGUAUUAUUACCGCGGGCCUCCAUCCUGGCACUGGUAUUAUCGCCACCAUUAUGCCCCCUUUGUGUGCACUAUGGUCAAUGACUUUGACGAUUUCGUCGCGGCUGGAGGGCAGAUCAAGUUUGAUGGCGGUGGACCGGUAACGCCAUUUCAACAGCUUAUGACUGUGCUUCCUGCCUCGUCGGGUCAGAGGUUGCUACCCAAGAUCUUCGCCAAGCUCUUCACAUCAUCGUCAUCACCGGUGAAGCAAUACUAUCCUGAGCGAUUCGAUAUAGAUAUUGAUGGCGUCAAGGCCCCUUGGGGAGGUACGACAUUGAUUAAUUUCGUUGACGAAGAUGUGCUGUUUGACGCAAUGAAUGCUGCUAUUGCUGAGUCGGAAAGGACGGGGCAGGACGUCUUAACAGAGGCUGAGAAGGAGAGGAAUGUUAAUGGUAAUAGGAAGGGAGUGAGCUCUCUCGGGGGUGCUUAUGUGUAUCGAUAUGAUCCUUCGGUGAAGCCAGUGACGGUCCAGUCUACUGUGCCGAGGUUCUUGCAGGACUUGACAGGGGUUACGGUGGAUGUGAAGCCUUUUCGUCAUCCGUCGCUACCAGAAGGGAUGGAGUACUUCCCUCAUUGGGUGUUGCCACAAUGCGACUUGCAUAAAUACAAGGACAGUUGGCCUUCCCUUCACACUAAGGCGGUGGUGCCUCAAUAUGCAGUGGGAGUGAAGGUGUUUAAUUUCGCCAGUCAACGACAGUCGAUGUUCCUCACUGUGGAGGAGUCCUACGACGAACUGAUGGUCACAUGCAAAGAAAUGAUGGAGGCUUAUACUGUUCAGGAAGCUCUGAUGAAGUUCUUUCCGACGCUGCAUGGGCGGUUCUGA